Molecule: messenger RNA, 1700 nt
Organism: Poeciliopsis prolifica (blackstripe livebearer)
Lineage: Eukaryota; Metazoa; Chordata; Actinopteri; Cyprinodontiformes; Poeciliidae
Product: dual specificity phosphatase 28-like
Exons: 3
Coding region: 177-626 (149 amino acids)
Biological process (GO): protein dephosphorylation
Cellular component (GO): cytoplasm
Molecular function (GO): MAP kinase tyrosine/serine/threonine phosphatase activity
Source: RefSeq, a predicted model, not a curated record
GAUCAGAACAGUUGGGGGUCAUGAGGAGGCCUGAACACAGCGGAUCGGUCGGUCUGCAGGAACGGACGGAGAACGGGUUCCUCUGAGGAAACGCAGAUUCACUGAGGAGGAUCCAGCAGCAGGAAGCUUCGGUAAACGCUGAGGUUUAGUACGGAGGCCUCAGAGGGUCAGUCAGGAUGCUGCAGCUGUGUAAAGUCACCAAGGCUCUGUUCAUCAGCAACGCCCGCUCAGCCUGCAGCGACGACCUCAUCCAGCAGGAGGCGGUGACGCUCUGCAUCAACGUGUCCAAGCAGCAGCCGUUCCCGACCAGCAGCGGCGUCACCAGGAUGCAGAUCCCCGUCUACGACGACCCCGCCGAGGAUCUGUACCGCCACUUUGAUCGCUGCGCCGACGCCAUCCAGAAGGAGGCCGACCGCGGCGGGCGCAGCGUGGUCUACUGCAAGAACGGGCGCAGCCGCUCGGCCGCCAUCUGCACGGCCUACCUGAUGAAGCACCGCAGGCUGACGCUGGCGGAGGCCUUACAGAGGGUGAAGACGGCGCGGCACGUCGUGGAUCCGAACCCCGGCUUCAUGUCUCAGCUGCAGCGAUACGAGGAGGAGCUGAGGAAGAGGAGGGGAGCGUCCUGAUGAAGCUGCUGAAAACUGAAAGUGUUUAGAUUGUAGUUUGAGGCAAACUGGAACAAAACACUGAAAUCAAACAACCAUCAGUCACUAAACUAAGAGAUUAGAGUUGAGAGUAAAUAUUGAGGAAGUAGAAACAUUAACAGUUAAUAGUGACUCAGAAAUACAUAAAUAGUGUUUAAAUUGUAUAAAGUAAAAUAUGUGGAGAACAUUAUAACAUUCAGAGUUUCAACUUUAGAAAACUAAACCCAUAAAAAAACAAGUAAAACAAUCUGUUAAGAAUUUUAUUUAUUUACUGAUUUAAUGAUCGGAGUGAAAAGUGACUGAAUGUGAAAGUGAAGUUUUGACGAAUCAGCAAAUUGGAUUUCAAAGAGUUCAAUAAUUUAUUAUUGAAAUGAAAUUUAAAUCAAAAGAUUUAAAUGACAAACUUCAUUUAUUUCUGCUCUUAAUUAAAAACCAUUUAAUACCUUUUGUUUUAUCAAAGGAAAAAGCAAUAAAUCCAUUUUCUCAAGUCUAAAUAAAAAGUGUUUUUUUGACGUCUUGAACUGGUUCAAAUAUUUGACCUGAAACUUGUUUCUGUUUUUCAAACAUUUAAUCAAAAGCACAAAUUCAAAUCCAGGCGACUAGAGGAUCGUUUUAGAGAGAAAUGUUUUGCUGAGUCAGCAUCCGGUUCCAGUAUUAUAAUGAAUAAAAUCUCAGGUCAGCAGAACUCCAUGGUGUUAAAUAUGAAGGUUGUAACUGUUGUAACUAGUCAGAAGUUGUUUAAAUGUGGACGAGGUUUAAUAAACUCGCUGAGUUUAUUAAAGUUCAUAUUCUGGUGAUAUUAAUGUUCGUUCUGACGCUGAUGUUCUGUAUCUCAGGUCCAUCUUUACUCAGAUUGAAUUUACCAUCAUAUCUCCUUCAAACUGUGUUCAGAACAUUUUAGUAAAUGCCUCAAGUGAAUUUAUUACCUGACUGUCCCUUUAAGAAACUGAGUUUUAACUAGAGGAAUAUAAUAAACAGUUCUGCAUUGUGAGCUGAUCACUGUAAUCAUUUUAUAGUUUGUUGCUUGUUGUAGUGAUGAUGAUGAUGAUGAUGAUG